AUGCACAUAUACCUAUUGAUGCUUACCAUGGCAUUGGUGAAUGGAACAGUGAAAUAAAUUGGGUUAAAUGAAGUAGUCGAUGAUGCAAUCGAAGCCUAUGAUUUUAAGGUAUAUAGAUUAUAAUUGCACAAUCCAGAAAAGUUGUAGAAUCGUACUUUGAUAGUAUAAUUGCUACCAUAGAUUGGAAAUCCUAAGGUAGCUGUAGAUUGUGAUACGGAACCAAAGCUAUUAGAUUAUUACGAAUGGCAAACAGGAUCUUGGUUCCUGUAAUAACUCUCAAUUUCCUACUAAGAAAGACAAGCAGUUAAUUGCACAGAUAAUCAAUUCUAUAUUGGUGUUUCUAGUGAAGUUGUAUCAGGCUAUUCUUUGGUUACAUAUGUUUUGGAUGGUAUCCAAUAGUUGGAAUACAACAUUCCACUCAGCGGUGAAUUAGUAGAGAAGGAGAUCCUUCAAUUUAAAUUGAAACCAAACUAAUCAACCGAAUAAAUUACUUUGCAGAUUACAGCUAAUUAAGCAGAAAAAUUCUUAAAGUAAUGUAGUAAGGAGGAUUGCUAGAUCACUUUGAGUGAUUAUGAAGCCAAUAACACUGAUACAGCCAUGCAUCUGACUUAAUCAUCGCUUACUUUUGUUCAUAAUGAUUGCUAAGAUUGCUAUUAUUUAAUUGGAUUGAAAAGUGAUUCUAAAACACAAUUUCGUAUUUUGGCUAAACAUCAGGAAUAGCAUGUUGUUUUGAGAGAGGGACAAUAAGAACAAUUUCAUGUUGAAGAAGGAUUCUAUAUUUAUUAUUUGUACAAUAUUCCCAAUGAUACUAAUAUAAAAAGUGUAAAAUUCUAAAUCACUCAAUACAAUGGAACAUGUACGUUGUAUGGCAGCUCAUCAGAACAGUAUCCCAAUUUUGAUAAAUUUGAAAUGAAGAGUUUAUCCUAAUUGAAAGCUAGCAAUGCUAAAACUUUCUAUUUGAGUGUUUAUGGUAAUACUUAAUGCCAUUAUGGUAUUUACACUUAAGUGGAAAGAUAUUAAACCAUUAAUCAAACCUAUUUCAUCUAAUUGCAAAGUGGAGUACCUCAAAAAUACUUAUCUGGGGAUCAAUACAGUUUCUUUUAUAUUUAAUUAACCUAGAAACAAAAUUUUACAAUUUCAUUAUAAAACAUUGAAGGCAACUUCAUUAUGUAUGUUAAGUCCAAUCUAAAAAAUAAAGAAAUACCUGAUAGCAAUAGUUAUCAAUGGAAAGACUAAAAGCAAAUAGAAAUUAACAUUGAUGAUCCUAACUAUGCAACUUAAUAUUAUAUUGGUGUCCAGAAUUUGAAUGAUCACGGAGAAUUUAUCAUCCAAUAUACUUUGCAUGGAGAUAUUGAAUUUUAUCAAGUUGGGUAAUAGAUUAUAGGCACUGUAGCAGAAAAAAAGUUUCGAUAUUAUAAAUUACCUAUGCAGUCUAGAAAUCUCAUAAUUACUAAAGAUAUCUACUCAGGCAAUGAUGUAUUUGAUUUAGACAUGUUCAUAUCAUUAGAUCAGAAAAAUACACAUCCAAGCCUCAAACAUUACAAUAUCUAUCUUAUUGGAAAGAAUUUAACUAUUCCCGAUACUGAUUUGUAAUGCCCUUAGAAUACAACUAAGAUUAACGAAAAGAAUCUGUGUUACAUCUAUAUAGCCGUGACCUCAUCAUCAGGAACAAUCUUCUACACCAUAUCUACAAAAUAUAAUAAUAGUUUAAUUCAACUCCAUGAAGGAUAUCCCUAAACUGUCACUUUUGACUAAGAAACUCUAUUCUAUUAUAUCCUCAAGAAUAAAGAACUCUCAUUGCAGUGGUAUUCCUAUGGAGGAAGUCAAGCAAAUAUUGAGCCUUACUUUGGUAACAAAGAUAAUUCUGAUCUGAGAUAUGAAACAUUCAAAGCACAUUCCUAUUUCACCUAAUUUUAAAGUUUUACAAUCCCUGAAACUGAGAAGUAUUAGGUUUUAUACAUCCGUGUUUAACCUAUAGAGCCUCAUUAUUAAAAUGACACCUAUACGAUUGGUGUCUAUGAAGAAGUUAAACUAUUGACUCUAUCAGACCCUAUUAUCGACGUUAUUUAAAAAGGUUAAACCAAAUAUUACAAACUCAGUUUAACAUAAGAUGUUAAGUCGAUACAAGUUAAUAUUCAUGUCAAAGGAGGUGGUGAAUUUGUUAAUGCUAGAAUAUCUAAAGGGAAAGACUAAAGACCCAGCCUAUCUGAAUUUAAUCAAUAGUGGUCACAUAUUUUUAGAACAACUUACAUUCUAUAAGAGGUGAAUAAUCGAUAUUUGGCAAAGGAUGAUUAUAUCAUAGGCGUGUUUGGGGAAGAAGAAUGUGAAUUUUAAAUUAAUUACAAUACUGACGAUGCAAAAUUUGUCAAUGCUUUCCUUGGCUAUCCAUUUGAUGUUCUAUUCCAUGAAGACAUACCUCAUUAUUACAUUUUUAGAGAUGAUCCAAAUGAUAAGGAAUAUAAAAUCAUUGUGUUUGCGUUCCAAGGUAAAUUGUAAGUCAGGGCAAAAGCAUUGGAGUCUAUUGAUGAUGAAACUAUUAUUAGUAUUAAUGAUCAUUUGUUUAUUGAUGAAAUUGUUGAUAAACAAAAAUCAUUUAAAGUGAAGACUUGCGAAAAAGUGGGUUGCGUUUAUUCAAUUGAAAUUACAGCCGUCUAAGGGAAUAGUAAAGGUUUGAUUGAAUUUAGUGGUCAAAAGUAUUAGACUACCCUAUACGACAAUCUUCAAUGGAGAGAAGUUUUGAGUGAGUCAGAGUCUUCUCAAUAUCGCUUUUAUUCAAAUGUUGAUGUUCAAAUCAGUGUCUCAUUGAUAAGCGGGGACAUUAGAUUAUAUUUGAAGGAAGGUUAAGAACUUCUGCAUAAUGAUGAAGCAGAUCUGACAUCCAGAAUUUAAUAGGACACCUUAAUUCUAUUCGAAAAAAAGAAAACCUUAGAAUCAUUGAUUACAAUAAAAGUUGAAUCAUUGGUACCUGUUUCUGUCUUUAUGAUCAGUGCAGUUAGAAUUGAGAAAUAGACUUACACUAUUCAUUUGGGUCAGAUGAUGACUUAUUAAAUAAAAGCUCAGGAGACUAUAAAACUCUAAUAUCAAUCAGUCACUCAAACAUCUAAUAAUCAAUAGAAGUUUGUAACUCUACAAAUCUAAAAUAUUCAUCAAUCCAUUGAAAAUCUAUAUUUUGAUAUUACUCAUACUUCCAUCAAACCUAUUAAUUAUUUUAAUAAAUACCCGAAAGCUAUCUCAUAUCACCUGUAUGAUUAAUUUGGUUUGUAUGAAAUUUCCAUCAAGGCCUUACAUAAUUAGACUUUUAUUGGAGUAAUAAUUACAAAUGGUGAGUUAAAUGCUUUAAUUGAUAGCAUAUCACAAUAUUAGUUAACUAAGAUGGGAUAACCAAACUAUUAUGAAGUCUUUUUGUAAUAAAAAUCAAAACUCUUCUUGGAAGUAUUUACUUGCUCUGGAUCUAUAUUAGUAUAAGGAACAAAAAAUGAAACUAAUCUUGCCAAAUAAAUAUUUGAAAUCUAAGUGAUGAAUUCAUCGAAAGAUCAUAUUCAAUCGAUUCUAUAACUUGAUGAAGUGAAAUUGAUAUCAAGUCAUACACAAGAUGACAACAAAAAUAAAAUUUCAUCAUAUUUUAUCAAAUAACAGACUUUUGAUUAAGGAGAAGUUAUCCCAUAAACAUCAUUUGAAAUUAGUGAUAAAUCUGUAGAUUGGUACAAAGUUGAUGAUAAUUUGAUCAUCCAUAUCCCAAAUCUUAUAUAAGUAAAACAGGAUAUUUAAGCAAUCCAUAUUUAUUUUAUUGUAAGGAUGCAAUAAGCAAUUGGCGAAAAGAGUCUUGCCUGCAUGUUUGAAUCCAAUUAUGUCAACAAUAAGACGAAUGUUUAUGGUAAAUACACUUAGGUUGUUGAAUAAAGCAAUACGAGUAACUUUACUACUGUCACUUUUACGACCAAAGACCAAUAAGCGAAGUAUUUGAGUGUGGUUGGGAAAGUGCAAUUAUAAAUAGAGUAUUAGACUGAAGAACUCACAUAUCCUUUGCCAAUAAUAGAGAUGAACUAUACUAACAAUUUACAGGAAUCCACUCAAUAAUGGAUCUUAUUGGGUAUAUUUCUGACGAUCUUGUUCGUUACAGGUGCAUCAUUAGAACCAUAACACACUCAAUAUUGA
Messenger RNA from Paramecium tetraurelia, 4155 nucleotides. RefSeq lists its product as uncharacterized. The record is from RefSeq and is a predicted model, not a curated record. The transcript is spliced from 6 exons. Lineage: Eukaryota; Ciliophora; Oligohymenophorea; Peniculida; Parameciidae.